AGAGACAGACAGACAGACAGACAGACAGACGUGGGGUCAGGGUGGGUUUGGUUCAGCCAGGGAGGUGAGGGCAGCACUACUGCAGAGGAGACGUUUGAGGUAAGACUUGAAGGACAAGAAUGAAGCAGCCAUGCAGUGGUUUUGGGACAGGUUUUCUGGGCAGAGCGUACAGCAAGUGCAAAGGCCCUGAGAUGGGGGAAGCUGGGGGGUGUUGGGAGGCAGGGAGAGGCCAGGGUCGGGGGGAUGGAGGAUGCGGGAGAGAGCGAGUAAAGAGGCUGGAGAGCAGACAAGGCCUCUUGGUCACCCGGGACCUCCGUGGCCUGCUCAGUCACACAGCUAGUUGGCAGCAGCGAUAUUGGGCAAAUUCAGUUCCGCUGGGGACCCGCUCUGCUUGAGAAGCUUCUGAGCCAAGUGAGGGCACUGACCGGGUGUGUGGACGUAGGAGUCUGGAUCUCUGGGACACGGUCCAAGCUGGAGGGAUGGAUUUGGGAGCUGGCAGCAUGCCGGUGGUUUCAAGAUGACAGACGAGUCUGGGUGAGGACAGCCCCGGAGACAGUGUGGGUGGAGUGCGGAGCAGGGCCUCGGGCUGAGUCCUGGGGCCCUCCACCCCCGGAGGUUGGUAGGUGACAGGGAGCAGCAGAAGGGACUCAGAACGAGUGGUCGGGGGGCAGAGGGAUAACCAGGCCAGUGUGUGGCCCAGGAGAUGGGAAAAGGAAGUUUCCAGAAGGACCCAGAGGAAGUGGAGUGGUCGGCUUCACCAAAGCUGCAGGGGGAUUACAGGGACUUGACUGUUGACUUUGGAUGAUUGAUGUUCUCAAAAGAGCAGAUUGAGCGGCCUGGUGGGUCAGCCCCGUGGGCACCAGCUGGGGAGGGCCAGACGUGAGACAGCGGGUUCCCGUAGCAAGAGCCAGGAAAUGGGCUGACGCCAGGUGGACGUCUCCAGGUGGUCACAGGAAGUUGUUUUUUUAUUUUUCCCAUUGAGGUGAAGUGCACUUAACAUAAAAAGAACCAUUUCAAAGUGAGCAAUUGGACAGCAUUUAAUACAGUCACAAUUCUGUACAACCACCACAUCUGUCUAAAUCCAAAACCAUUUUCACCCCCACAAAGCAACCUUCUCACCCAUAAAAUAGCCCCCUCCAUCACCAUCUCCCCCAGCCCCUGGCAAACACUGCUCUGCGUUCUGCCUCCACCAAUUUCCUCUUUUGGACAUUUUACUAAAAUGGAAUCACUCAACAUGUGAUCAUUCAGAUCUAGCCUCUUCUCACUUAGCAUAAGGGUUUUAAGAUCCUUCCACAUUGCAUCACGUAUCAGAAGUUGCAUUCCAUUGUACGGAGAGACCACUUUGUUUAUCCAUUCAUCAGCGGAUGGACAUUUGGGCUGUUUCCACCUUUCGGCUAUUAUGAAUAGCAGUGCUAUGAGCAUUCGUGUAUAAGUUUUUUGUUUGAACACCUGUUUUCAAUUCUCUUGGUUCUAUACCUGGGAGUGGAGUUGCCGUGUCAUACAUUUAUUUUUUGAGAAGCUAUCAAAUGAUUUCCCACAGUGGCCAAACCAGUUUACAUCCCCACUAGCAGCGUAGGAGAGCUCUAAUUUCUCCACAUCCUUGCCAACACUUAGUUUUGUUUUUGUUUUCUUAAUUGUAAUAUUAAGACUUUUUUUUAUGUAGCCAGGGGUGGCCUAAGAGAGAAGGAGAAAUUGGUGAUGCUCCAGAGAAAUGGGAUCUUUGGUGGAAGGGAAUCCAGGAGAAGCUGAAAAAGACUUUCCCAUGAGACCCACAAAUGGGAGCUCCUCCCAAGUGAGAAGUCGUCUGGAUGCCAGACUACAAAAAGAACAAAGAGAAAUGUGUCUGACAUCAAGCCCCAGGCUCACUCAGAUGGACUGGACAGUGGACGGGGGUCAGUGCGGACAGAGGGGGUGCUCUUGCUUUAAGCCUCAGUUCUCCUGCAUCAGCUGCGGUGCUUUGGGCAAGUAGGGUGACCUCUGAACGCCCAGGAUGCUAGCUGUGGAGUGGAAAUAAUGAGAUCGCAGUGGCUGCUCUUGGGGUUUGAUGGGGCUGUACAGAACCAGUGCCUGGCACACAGUAGCUGCUUACUUAAAGUAAGUCCCUUCCUGUGGCUCAUCCUUCUGAUUAGGCUGAAAUACCCGAUAGGAGUACAGGCUUACCCUUCUUUGCCACCUUCUCAGUAUCCAGCACUGUGCUGGCCACGCAGUAGGUGCUCCGUCAACAUCUAUAAAGGAAUAAGUCAAGGAACAAGACAAAAACAUCAUGAUCGAUAAAGAGAUUUCCGAACAAGAGCAGCAACGGCGAAUGUUUACCAGACUCCGCUACACAGGAGGCAACUGCAAACGUAUACACCCAGGAGCGGCGGGUGGGAAGAUAAACUGGCUUGGCCACUGUGGAAGAUAGUUUGGUGUUUCUCAAACAAAUAAACAGAGAAUUACCACUUGACACAGCAGUUCCCGCCCUAGGUAAGCACCCAUACGUCUCAUUCGGUCUGCACGUGACCCUGUGAUGAGUUCUCCCUUAUCCCCACUUGGCAGAGGGGCAGCUUGUCCCAUGAAACGUGCUGGGGCAGCUGGGAUUUGAGAUCUGACAUCAAAUCCCGGGCUCUGAGUCACCAUCUUACACAGUCUAUGUGGAGGCUGCUAAACCAAUGGUUGAAUAGUCCUGGCACCCAGGAAUGAUUUAUUGCAGCAAAAGAGACAUCACGGCAGAGAUUGGGUGACUGCCUGGGGAAAGGAGGCGGUGGGCACCAGCUAGAUACUUGUGGAAGAUUUGAAAAGCCUGGGAAAGCAAUCCCGUGGCUCAGAGACAGACUUUGUCCUGGUGUGUCUAUGUCCAAAAGCACAGCUGAAGCCACCCCAGGCACAGAAAUGUCAUCUUUCUAGCAGGUGGGCUGUGCUGACAUCGGAGGUCAGUUGAUAAAGACACUGGAGAGAUGUCUUCCAGAAAUCAAGUGAUUUCCUUCCACUCUCGGGCCACCUUUGUCAGCGCUAGGGCACGGGGAACGGGAUCAGCCCUGAGAAGGUGGCCCGCUCACUCUUAAUCGACGCCAAGGGAAUUGGAUGGGCUUUUGCAGGCUCCAGCGCCGUCUCUCAGGGCCCGAGUAGUGCCCGUGCCAGGCACAGCGUCCCUUUCCCAAGGUGGGUGGGACUCCUGGGCACCUAUCUCUCUGUCCUUCACCCCAGAACCACGCCUCCCUUCCCACCCCUCACCUCCCUCUGUAACUGCUCAAAAGGAGGCUCUUGGUGAUGCUGACUGAGCUGGGAUCUCGUGUCAGCUACCCAGCAAUGCUCUCGGCCCCGCCCCUCUUUCCCUCACAUUCCUCUGCCACUCCAGCCCUCUGUGUAUCCCAGAGUCCUGAAAAACAGAAGGAUCAGCACAUGAGCAUCACUUCGGGACUGGAGAGAGCUCAGGAGGACAACAUGGCAUGCAUAAAGUAACAGCAGUGGCUGAUACCACGUGGGGAGCAUUUCCCAAAGGACAGCUCUCGUGGACUUCCCCACUGCUGAUUUCACUCCUGUGUCAGCAAAGCAGCAAGAGUUACCCCCUCAUCUUGCUCCUCUGGGCUUCAGACUCGAUCAGCCUGCAUUCAUUUGUGUUUUGCUUUACAACGAUCGUGUGUCAUUUCACCCGACCGCCAUCAUAGCUGCCAGGGGCAGUUAGUCCUACACAGUUGUCGAGAAGGGAGCCGACGCCCGGGAAGCCCGGGGCGGUCAGCAGUGGCCUCGCCAGGGCACUCCUGCCUUCAGCUCACAGUCCAGAACUUGCUGACCUGCCACUGGGCAUGUUUUUACUAAGCUGAGCUGGACAUCAAUAGCUCGAUGUUAAUCAUUUAUCACUGGUCAAAACUGGCAGCACAGAAUAUUUGCAGAAAACAGUUGGGUGUCAUUUGAUCAUUAACGCGGCUUUCUUUCACAAUUUCACAGGCUUGGGUCUGAUUGUAAGGGGAGCCGUCCCGUUUGUGAAGCAUCUUCUGCCCGCUCUUUAGACUGGACCAGGCUGGGGGAGGUCCAGGAAACAGGAACAAAAAAAGCCCAGUCCAAAAUCUGAAAACUGACCAUGAAGCUCCGGGAAGAGGACCCAGCAGAUAACAAAGAAAGCGAUUUGGCAACAAAGAAAUUGGAUUGGCCCUGCUUGCUCAUCGUGGCCUCUCUCGUGGGCGCCUUCGGCUCCUCCUUCCUCUGUGGGUACAAUCUCUCCGUGGUCAACGUGCCAACUCCGUACAUCAAGGCCUUUUACAGUGAGCCGUGGGAAAGAGGGCAUGGACAUCCGAUAGACCAGGACAGUCUGACUCUGCUCUGGUCUGUGACUGUGUCCAUAUUCGCCAUCGGUGGACUCAUGGGGACACUAAUGGUGAAGUUGAUUGGAAAAGUUCUUGGGUGUUUGUGCAGAGUGCUGGCAGUGGUACUAUGGCUGCAGUGCUAUUUUUGUCAAUCUCAAAGCAGAGGGAGGUGCCACGACCAGAGUCUUCCCUGGAGGAGCCACCUCUCUCACUGCUGCCACGCUUCCUUCACAGGCAUCGCCCUCAGUGUGCUCCCCAUGCACCUGGAGAUCUCGCCCAGGGAGAUCCGUGGCUCUCUGGGGCAGGCGACUGCCAUCUUCAUCUGCAUUGGCGUGUUGCCUGGGCAGCUGCUGGGCCUCCCUGAGCUGCUGGGAAAGGAGAGCACCUGGCCAUACCUGUUUGGAGUGAUUGCCAUCCCUGCCUUGGUCCAGCUGGUGAGCCUGCCCUUUCUCCCCGAGAGCCCACACUACCUGCUCUUUGAGAAGCAUGACUGGGUGGGAGCUGAGAAAGCUUUCCAGACGGUCCUGGGCCAAAAGGACACCUCCCACGGCAGGGUGGUCCUGGCGGAGAGCCACGUGCAGAGGAGCAUCCGCCUGGCCACGCUGGAGCUGCUCAGGAGUCCCUUCGUCCCCUGGCAGGUCAUCACCGUGGUCACCACCAGGGCCUGCUACCAGCUCCGCUAUCUCGAUGCGGUGAAUUGGUUCUACACCAACAGUAUCUUUGGAAAUGCUGGAAUCCCUCCAGAAAAGAUCCCCUACAUCACCUUGAGCACAGGUGGCAUCGAGAUUUUGGCUGCCAUCUUCUCUGGCUUGGCCAUCGAGCACGUGGGACGGAGACCCCUCCUCAUUGGCGGCUUUGGGCUGAUGACUCUCUUCUUUGGGAUCCUCACCAUCACACUGAUGCUGCAGGACCACGCUCCCUAGAUCCCCUACCUGAGUAUCGUGUGCGUUCUGGCCAUCAUCGCCUCCUUCUGCAGCGGGCCAGGUGGCAUCCCCUUCACUACCGGUGAGCUUUUCCAGCAAUCACAGUGGCCGGCUGCCUUCACCGCAGCAGGAACCACCAGCUGGCUCUCCAGCUUCGCUCUGGGGCUCCUCUUCCCGUUCGUUCAGAGGAGUCUGCACACCUACUCCGUGGUCUUUGCUGCAAUCUGCUUCAUAGGUGCUGCUGGUUUAUAUUUUGUCCUGACUGAGACCAAAAACAGAACCCAUGCAGAAAUCAGCCAGGCAUUUGCCAAAAGGAACAAGGCGUACGAACCAGAAGAGAAAACGGAUUCAGCUAUAACUGAUGAUAAAAUGAACAGAAAGCCUGAACCAGACUCCUCCUCCACGCUGGAGAAUUGUGUCCAAAGCAGCAUCACUGUCAUCAUUAUCAUCAUCACCACCACCAUCAACUUCACUGUCACGUGUGGCAUCACUCUCAUCAUGACCGCCACCAUCAUCAACAUCACUAUCACCAUUAUUAUUAAUCCCCAUCCUCUGGAAGAUGGCAGCUGA
Vicugna pacos (alpaca) is the source of this 5776-nucleotide messenger RNA. Lineage: Eukaryota; Metazoa; Chordata; Mammalia; Artiodactyla; Camelidae. The record is from RefSeq and is a predicted model, not a curated record.